CCCCCCGACCAGGCGUGUCCCUCCCCCGGCGAAAGUUCCACGCGCGGCCACCGCCGUUACCGCCCGUGUCCUUGUGGAGCCGUGGGAGAUUUGAAGAGGCACGCGAGGUGAUGUUGGUGACGACGGUGAUGAUGAUGGCGAUAGUUGUGGAGUUGUGACGUGCUGCUGCUGGCGCUACAGCUGCUACGGCGUCCCUGCUAUGCCAGGGCUAGUGGCGUGAGAGACGGAGAGGGGAGGAGACCUUUCGGAACGCAGUCGUCGCCAUCGUCUCAGGGGAAUACCGGUGUGGCGUAAGCGGGCGGUGGGGGGGGGGGCAACCAUGGAGGGGGCAGCCACGGAGGGGGGUUCUCGAGAACCUAGAGGCGGUGAUGGCGAGGCGCGAUCGGACACCACGGCAAUGACCAGGAGCCGGCAGGCGCGUUUCACGGUGAGGUCGGCCAGAACUGCGCCGGUUAUCGGCUCCAUCCAGGAGCGUGGGGAGGAGGACUACCAUCCUCACUCGGGCGGCUGGGCCACAGGCGAGCAGCCCGACAGCAGGGCCCGCCAGGCUGCACUCAGCUACACGGGGGAGCCCUCCGCCGAGGCCACGGACAAGAGAGACUGGGGGCACAGGGGGAUGGCGGGCGGUCCGGGGGCAGCCGCGGAGAGCUCUGAGGUUUACUCGCUGCUCCGUCACCGCGGAGAGGACGACGUGGAUCCAGAGCACCCCACAAUCAACAAACCAUCGUAUAGAAGAUUUGCCGCCAUCCCUGUUAACUCCCUGCUGCUCGACCAGAAGGUGGUAGAGCGAGAAGCGUCUAUGCGAGACUGGAACAGCCUGCCAGACGUGGCGUGUGAAGCCAGUGACCAGGCUUCGUCGUGGGAUGCGUGGCCUGGCCCGUCCGAGGGCUGCCCGAGUCGGAGCACAGCCCAGAGACGAGCGCAGAGCGUCUCGCCUCAAGCGUGGAGCGGCGGCAGGGAGACCAAAUACGCGACCAUCAGCUUUUCCCGGCCGCCAAGCUGGGACCAGGACAAGAACCCCGCUUCGUCGUGGGAUGCGUGGCCUGGCCCGUCCGAGGGCUGCCCGAGUCGAAGCACAGCCCAGAGACGAGCGCAGAGCGUCUCGCCUCAAGCGUGGAGCGGCGGCAGGGAGACCAAAUACGCAACCAUCAGCUUCAAUCGGUCGCCAAGCUGGGACCAGGAGAAGUCGCCCGCGACCAUCGUCUACACCCGCCCGUCAAUCUGGGAGCAGCAGCACACGGAGCCUAUAACGAAACCAGGCCGGAUCGUGUCCCUGGCACGAGAGAAGAAGGAGGGAGGUGCAGCAGUCCCCCCCUCGCAGCCCUGGGCUCACCGCCCUCUUCACCAAUCCCCCUCGGACCUCCCGGCCGCCGCGCACAGCGCCAAGGUGAUGGCAGCGGGCGUCUCCAUGACGACGAUCCACGAAAACGAGGAGCUGCCCUCGACCCUGCCGCGCGUCUCGUCCCGCCGCACGCAGGGAGGCUGGGCGGCCACACCGUCUUGGAACACCGUCCCGAGGCACCACUACAGCCACGUGAAAGCAGCCGCUGGAAAUCAAGGCGACCCUGAGAAGCCUUUUCCUCCCUUUCCAAGAAUAUCCGCCGACAGGAAGCCGCUCUACCGCGAGUUCGCUGCCAUCCCAUCCAGACAUUCCCAGGAGGGUGACCACGACGAGAGGCCCUCGAGCGGGGUGAGCUUCGUGUGAGAAGAGAGAAGGGAGCGCUGAGAGCGCUGGGAGCGUCUCGCGUAGCUGCAGACGGCGGUGCACGGCGGCCGCGUCGUCGAAACGGCGCGGGCAGGGAAACCGCGACCGCUCCAACGAACUAUUGGGAAAAAUGUAGCGGAAGAUGGAACUCGGGGAAGAUCAGCGAUUGACGAGCGGUGACUUGGCAUCAGCUGCGUCUCCGCGCAGCAGCAGGCAGUCCCAAUUUAGUCAUCUACAGGAACUGCCCCGUCGACGUGCAACGUCGGGCCAACGUUGGCUGACGUUGGCCCGACGUUCCGUGUUUACGGGGUCCCGUGGCAUUGGAUUGCGCGUUUCAGAAUUGGUUUGCGAUUGCACGUGUUAUCUUACAGAAAGCAAUAUAAAUAAACAUUACGCGCUGUGGAUGGACUAAACGGGCAAAACCGGGGUACCCCACCGCUGAAUUAUUCCGGUGUUUCGAGGACACGGCAGUGUCCACCCUUCAGUGUGCACGGCUUGCUUGCACAACUGCCACCCAGACCUUCUCCCUGCGAAUGCCGUGAGCAUUACGCGGUGGCACCACGUCAUUAUGACGGUCGAGUGGGUCAUCGACUGCCAAUUUUGCAAAAAGUGAAAUAUGUAAACUUCCACUUACAAAGACCGGAUGAGGCUUACGUGUGAAAUACUCGCUCCGUUAUCGAGACGAGAGGCCCUUUGUUGAAGUAUGAAAUAUUAGAAAUCAUCUUUCAGGGGGGACAGGCCUCAGAUAUUUAACCGAUCGUAGACUCACAUUUUGUCCAUUCACAGCCCAGUUGAUUAAAUAUGAAUGCGGACUACUCGCUUUAGUGUUCGUGUUGUGACGUAGGAUUAGGGGUCACGGUUUUGUGAUGAUAAACUGCCUUGGGUUCAAGGCCCAGACCCCUGAGGCCUAGGCAAAGGCCGAGGUCAAGGCCGCAGGCCAAGCCGAGGCCGCGGCCGGGAGGUCUUCAGGUAAAGGCCACCGUCAAGGCCAGAUUCUCUCGGCGGAGUUCAGUGGGGCGGUGACAUGGCUGAGCGGUAGCGUGUUUGCUGCUGAGGUUAGAACCCCCCAGCUGCCCUGGUUAUUACUGCGGAUGUAUUGUUAACCAAGGCUGGUUAGAGGUUGGGUAUACAGUUAGAGCUUAGAGUUAAAAGUUAUGGGUUAGGCAGUCGGGCUUAGGGUUAUGGUUAAGGGUUUAGGAGCUAGGGUUUUGGGUUAGGGUUUUUGGACGAGGUGAGAGUUGGGGACAGUAGUACCUAUGACUGCAUUUCUUGCCCCGCAUCUGCGGAGAUAGUAGUAUCGGCUGCACGGUAUACAGUACGCUACGCACAUACACGGUGUGCCAUGAAUGACUGUGGAUUCAUGGUAUCAAACAGCCGGGACACGGGCCCCAUGUGAGCCCUGGUUUACCAGUAAUAAAAAUUGUUUAUGGUUUAAGUGGCAAAACAUCUAAAUGCAGCCGCCCUUCUGAAAAGGAUUCUUCAAACACAGUGAGGCAUUCUUGGAUAAAUAAAUUGAAUUAUUACAAUUAUUGAGGCUCUCUAUCGAGUUUUUUUUUACACUGUGAGAAGACAUCACGGCCCAGGAAUUGCGUUUGAUGUUAUGGUAUAAAAAGCACUCCCCAAAUUCAAAAAAAAAAAAUUCUUCAAGGACCCAAGAAUGCGAGCUGUGACGAGAUAACAUCUCGCUGAGAUGACGAGAGGUUAUCUCCCUCGCAUGGUAUGCAGGAGGCCUUGUUUUCGAUCCCAACCCUGAAUAUGCCUGUUGUAUAUUGGAAUUUGUGUGUUCUCUUUUAGCGAGUGGAUUUUUUUCUCCGAGUCCUCUUGUUUUCCCCAUCCACAUGAAGAAACAUGUAUUUAUAUUAUUUAGCUGCUACUAUAAAUUACCACGUGCGAUGAUGAUGACGAUAAGACACUUUGAUGAGCUAUCGUGUGUUGUUACCAGGUCACCUCUGAAAAAUAGCUAAUAUCUCAGUGGGCUUUAAAUGGUAAAAUAAACAUAGUAGCAGUAGGGUCGGCGAAGCUCCGAGGUUGAGGCUUGAGUGGUGCAGCGCGAUCGGCAUGGACCCUGGUACAAGGAAUGUAAGUGGGGUCCCCCCCUGUACAAAUUCCUCUCUGAUUCACAGCCUUGGCGCCUGGGCCCGCCAAGCCCAUGUGAGGUCAGAUGCAGUUGCACCGCCCGUACACUCAGUAAAAUAUCAUCAUCACAUACAAUUGUUAUACUCGAUAGUUAUGCCACUGAUCAGCGGCGAAGUCUGUGCAGAGCGCAAAAAGCAGCCAAGUUGAGUGCAAGCGUGGACGCGAAUGUCCACGGCAUGUCCACGUCGUGACGGUGCGGCUAAAGCCUCACGGACGUUCGCCCCGUCGUUGGGUUGACGAUGGAAUCAAGGGCGCAACGCUUUCGCCAGAGGUCUCGCGAAAAGAACCGUCCAUCGCGACGAGAGAGUGCCAAGGAGGGCUUUGCGCAGUAAUAAUGAGUAUUUGUUUUGACAGAGCCGCGCUACUUUUCGCGGUGGCAUCUCAGAGCGCAUUGCGCGCGAUGAGCAACUCGCGUCGCGUCUCAUCUCGCGUCUCAACUCACACGUGUGCAGCACGAGGCCUACAAGCGGGCAUCAGUCUGCCAGCAGGGGGCGAAUAUUGCUGCUUGUGUGUAAUCUCAUUUGCGUAAUUUGGACUCGCAGUGCACACGUGACGCUCUCUCGUGGCAUUUUUGUUGUUGUUAUAGGAGUCCUGCAUGGCGUGAAAACACCGGGUGUCAAUGGGAAAUGUAUAACAGGUCGGCCUUUUGAGUUUGUGUAUAGAAGCGGAAUGUUUAUUUGUACUACUCUGCAGUGUGUAUCUUUCAAUAAAAUGUUGAUUGAAACGUGA
Molecule: messenger RNA, 4570 nt
Organism: Petromyzon marinus (sea lamprey)
Lineage: Eukaryota; Metazoa; Chordata; Hyperoartia; Petromyzontiformes; Petromyzontidae
Source: RefSeq, a predicted model, not a curated record